This is a messenger RNA of Epinephelus lanceolatus (giant grouper), 3421 nucleotides long. RefSeq names its product N-acetylglucosaminidase, alpha (gene naglu). Lineage: Eukaryota; Metazoa; Chordata; Actinopteri; Perciformes; Serranidae. The record is from RefSeq and is a predicted model, not a curated record.
AUCUGCAAAUUGUGAAAUAAAGUUGUUUUUAAACCUGCUCUACGGUGGGAAACUCCACUUCACUUGACUGGGGAUCAAAAUGUCACCUAGGAGCGGCUGUAGCCUGGUUCUGCUCGUCGUGUUCUGUCUUUUUGUAACUGCUUAUUGUAAAUUUCCAACCCUAGACCACAUCAAAGCAAAAGCCAGCGACAAGGCACAGGGGAGAGCAGUGGUGGAGCUGCUCAAACGCCUGCUCGGGAACAGAUCUACGGAGUUCAUAGUGUCAGUCAACAGGAGCUUUGCCAACGACAGCCUGGAUGUGUGUGAGCUCAGAUCCACUAAAAACAAUAAGAUAGUCGCUACAGGCAGCACCGGAGUGGCCGUGGCUUCUGGCAUCUAUAACUACUUGAAAUAUUUCUGCAACUGCCAUGUUUCCUGGUCUGGUGACCAGCUGGAUCUGCCUCGUCCUCUUCCAAAGCUCACCGGCGUCCUGCGCAUCAAUACCCAGCAUAGAUUCCGGUAUUACCAGAACGUCUGUACUUUUAGCUAUUCCUCUGUGUGGUGGGACUGGCCAAGAUGGGAGAGAGAGAUCGACUGGAUGGCACUCAAUGGAAUCAAUCUGCCGCUGGCUUUCACCGGCCAAGAAGCCCUGUGGCAAGAGGUUUACCGAGCUCUUGGGUUAAACCAGUCGGAGAUUGAAGAGUUCUUCUCUGGCCCGGCCUUUCUUGCCUGGAACCGUAUGGGAAACAUUUUCAAGUUCGGUGGGCCCCUGCCACAGUCCUGGCAUGUGAACCAGCUCUAUCUCCAAUUUAAAAUCUUGGAGCGAAUGAGAUCCUUUGGCAUGAUUCCUGUGCUGCCAGCCUUUUCUGGGAACAUUCCCAAAGGAAUCCUCAGGUUGUAUCCAGGAGCCAAUGUAACCAGACUAGGGCCCUGGUCUCACUUCAACUGCAGCUUCUCAUGCUCCUAUGUCUUAGACCCUCGUGACCCACUUUUCCUUCAGAUUGGUUCCCUCUAUCUGGCCCAGGUGGUGAAGCAGUUUGGUACAGAUCACAUCUACAACACUGAUGCCUUCAAUGAGAUGACCCCACCUUCCUCUGACCCCACCUACCUGUCUGCAGUCAGUCGCUCUGUCUUCGCCUCAAUGACCGCAGUUGACCCUCAGGCAAUUUGGCUGAUGCAAGGCUGGCUAUUCUUCAGUGACGCAGUGUUCUGGAAGCCUGCCCAGAUCCAGGCACUACUACAUGGAGUGCCCGCCGGAAGAAUGAUCGUGCUAGACCUGUUUGCAGAGACCGAGCCAAUUUUCUCCUACACAGAGUCGUUCUAUGGACAGCCCUUCAUCUGGUGCAUGCUGCACAACUUUGGGGGCAACAGUGGAUUCUUUGGCACGGUGGAGAGCAUCAAUUCAGGGCCUUUUAAAGCCUUACAUUUCCCAAACUCCACCAUGGUGGGCAUAGGCAUAACACCUGAGGGCAUUGAGCAGAAUCCUGUAAUGUACGAGUUGAUGAGCGAGCUGGCUUGGCGCAAGGAGCCGGUCAACUUGUCCAAAUGGGCAUCACUAUAUGCAGUACGCCGCUAUGGCAGCACACAAGAGAAUCUGACUGCUGCAUGGAGGCUCCUGUUCGCCAGCAUCUACAACUGCACUGUGCCACAUUACCGGAACCACAACCACAGCCCAUUGGUGCGUCGGCCUUCCUUUCACAUGAAUACUGACCUUUGGUAUGACCCGGCUGAUUUGUACGAAGCCUGGAAACUGAUUAUUGAGGCAGCUCCAUCUCUCAUGUCCAAGGAGACCUAUAGGUAUGAUCUAGUGGAUGUGACUCGGCAGGUCCUACAAGUCCUGACAACUUCCUUUUACCAGGAUAUUGCAGAUGCCUACAAGAAUCAAAAGCUGCCAGAGCUGCUGACUGCAGGCGGAGUGCUGGUCUAUGACCUCUUGCCUGAGCUCAAUUGUUUGCUGAGUAGCGAUCCCAACUUCCUGUUGGGGACAUGGCUGGAGCAGGCCCGAUCCUUAGCCAUAGAUGAGAAGGAGGCACAGCUCUAUGACAUGAACGCCCGAAACCAGCUCACUCUAUGGGGUCCCAGUGGUGAGAUCCUGGACUAUGCCAGCAAAGAGUGGGGAGGCCUCAUGGAGGACUACUAUGCCCAGCGAUGGGGCCUUUUCGUUCACACCCUGGUAGAGUGUCUUGACAGCGGACGACCAUUCAAGCAGGACACCUUCAAUCAGGCAGUUUUCCAGAUAGAAAAGGGAUUCAUUUACAACGGCCGAAGAUACCCGACCAAGCCUCAGGGAGACACAUACGAGAUUGCCCGCAGGAUCUUCCUCAAGUACUACCCACAGGCCUUGAAAAGACUAUAGUGAGCAGAGCCUACAUUUUGGAAAAACUUGUCUCAAGUUGCAGCAAGAAGAAUGUCUUUCUCCACCUCCAGUUUUCGUGGCUAUCCCAAAACAUUUUGAUGUAGAAAGUCUAACAGCCUGGAUUUACAGGUACUGUUUUGCACACGUUGUAAAGGCAGUAAUGGAUAGUUGUGCAUGUUGUAGGGAAAAUAAAGAUUUUCACUUUACAUUCACACUGAAUAAAUAUCCAAUCAUGCCUUAUGAAAGAGGACGAGUAGAAAAUGACAGCAAGCGAAUGACUUCCAUGUGACCAUGUUAAGGUGUUGAUUUGGUGUGGAAUUUCAUGUGUGCACCCCCUUGGUAUUAUUUUUAUUUCUGCUGCUCUUAAAGAAACAGUUCAACAUUUUCAGAAAUACGCAUAUUCACUUUCCCAGAGUAAGAUGAAAAGAUGGAUUUGGAUGUCAUGUCUGUCUGUUAAAUGUGGAGCUUGAGUCAGGGCAUGGUUAGCCUAGCUCAGCAUAAAGUCUGGAAGUAGGGGAAAAUGGCGAGCCAGGUUCUGCCCAAAGUAAAAAAUAAGACUAAAACUGUGUUAUUUACAGUGUAUAUUGUUUGUUUUACCUGUGCACUAAGAGUAUGUAAAAAUGAAAUUUAGUGGUUUUAGGCAGUUACGUAGUGGAACUAUUUCUUGAGGAACAACAGUUUAUCCAUUCACCUCAUACUUCUGUGCUGUAUCUCUUGCUAUAGACUGAAUCACAGUGUUUGUUUGAAAUGUUUUCUGAGUAGAAAAGCCCCGCGUCACAUGCAUAAAAUGAAAUGGUGCUGAGCAAAUGUUGCUUCAGUUGGUUCGUUUUUAGCCACCUAGAAAAAAGAUCAAUAUCAGUUUAAGUGUUUGCUAUAUUUAGAAUGUUUUCAUCCCCAAUACUUUGCCAUCAGACAGCCCUAUCCGACGUGGAACUCUAAGCCACCAGAUUGACAAAAACACUAAUUUUACUUUGCAGAACACUGCAGUUGCUGGUUUACCACUGCCUCCAUCUGUUAGUGUGUAAGGUAAAGUGAAGAAAAUAUUCCAAAUACAGCAUACACUUAAACGAAUUCAGAUUUUUUUUA